Molecule: messenger RNA, 897 nt
Organism: Pistacia vera
Lineage: Eukaryota; Viridiplantae; Streptophyta; Magnoliopsida; Sapindales; Anacardiaceae
Product: protein LURP-one-related 10-like
Exons: 3
Coding region: 49-897 (282 amino acids)
Source: RefSeq, a predicted model, not a curated record
UUACUCAUCCCAAAAUCAUAUCAAAGAUUCUUCAUCACCUUUCUUUCAAUGGCACAUUCCCGUAGUACUCAUCCACCAGUAGCUAAUCCCUUUUCCAUUAUAAGCCCUCAGUUUUGCGCUCAUACUUAUCCUGUUCAACUUGCAAUAGUGAGAAAGGUCAAGACCAUAACAGAUGGAAACUUUGUUGUGCAAGAUAUCAAUGGCAACAUCCUUUUUAAAUUGAAAGCUGCAGACUCAAUCUUUCACGAUCGCCACGUUUUAAUCGAUGCUUAUGGAAAUCCUAUUGUCACUCUAAGAGAUAAGAUAAGGUCAAUUCAUAAGAGAUGGCAAGUUUUCCGGGGAGAGAGUAUAGAAUCCAGUGCUCUAAUAUUUAGUGCUAAACGAGCCUCCUUGUUCCAAUCAAAGCACAACGUUAAUGUGUUCUUAGCAAAAAAUACAGAGGAGAGUCUUUGUAAUUUCAGGAUCAGAGGAAAUUGGCUGGAACGAUCUUCUGUUAUUUAUGCCGGAGAGUCCUCCACAAUUGUUGCCAAACUGCAUAAGAAUUGCACGGCUCCAAGAAUCUUGAUUGGGAAGGAGCGUUUCAUGAUGACAGUGUACCCCAACAUGGAUUAUGCACUCAUUAUUGCCCUCAUUGUGAUUCUUGAUGCAAUUAACUCCGAAGACGAUGAUGAAGACUAUUAUGAAUCCUCAUUCCCUCAAAACGUCAGUCAAAUGGUUGAUGUAGCCGGAAACGUCAGUCAAAUGGUUGAUGUAGCCGGAAACGUCAGUCAAAUGGUUGAUGCAGCUGGAAACGUCACUCAAAUGGUUGAUGUAGCUGAAAACCUCAAUCAAAUGGUUGAUGGAGAAGAUGUAGCUGACGAUGAAGACUAUGAAGACUAUGAAGACUAUGAUAUAUGA